GCUGAUUCGACAACUUUGCAAGCCACUUCAAUGCGUUAGCAUUAUCUUCGGUGUCAGCAAACAUGGUAUUGUGAUAAUACUUGCCGGCACUUUACCAAAAGUUUUAUAAUUACACCUGUACGUUAUUUUAUUUGGAAAAAACAUCAAAACACUGGUGGCUAAUUAUUCAAUUGUUAUAUUAUUAAAAAAUAAUCAAAAUAAAAAUUGUUUUCUGUUAACACUGUCGGUUAUACAUUGGAUUUAAUUGAAAUAAAAAUACAUUUAUAUUAUGAAAUCGUACCUGAUCAUUUUUAUCACAAUUAUUGUGGCAAUAAAAUUGGUGAAUUCAGAGGAUUGUAAAGGAUGUGUUGCGUUGGAUACUUUAUCAUUUGAUAAGGUGAUCAAUAAAUUCAAAGCUUCACUUGUGAAGUUUGAUGUGGCUUUUCCUUACGGCGAUAAACAUGAUGAGUAUGGAAAAGUAGCACUGUCCACUAAAGACACAGAAGAUCUUCUAGUUGCUGUAGUUGGAGUCAAGGAUUUUGGUAAUAAAGAUAAUUCAGAUUUGGCCCAACGAUUUAAAGUUGAGAAGGCCGAUUUUCCGGCGGUUUUAUUGUUCACUCAAGGACAAACGGAACCUUAUAAGCUUCUUACUGGUGCAAGUGAUGAUUUUACAGCUGAUAAUAUCAAAAGAUUGGUCAGAGCAAAAACAGGAAUUUAUAUUGGAUUACCUGGCUGUGUUGAACAGCUGGACAAACUUGUUGAUGAAUUUAAGACGAGUGAGGGAAAAGAUAGACAGGAAAUAUUGAAUAAAGCUAAAGCAUUAGCAGAAACUUUAUCCGACCAACAUCAAACGGCUGCAAAAAUUUACAUUAAACUAAUGGAAAAAGUAAUAGAUAAAGGUGAUAAUUUUGUUCAAACAGAACAGAAUAGAAUUGAUGGUAUAUUGAAGGGAAAAUUAUCUGAUGAAAAGAAACGCACAAUAGAAGAACGUAAAAAUAUUUUGCAAUCAUUUGCAUUCAAAGAUGAAUUGUAAAUGAUUGAAUGAAAAAUUUUAUAUGACUAUAAGAGACAUAAAUACAACGUAAAAUAAUAAGUAUUAAUGAUACGAAAUUCUAGUUUUUUAAACAAUUUUGAAAAAAUUUUUAUAUUUAUAAAAAAAGUUUUUUAUAAGUUUCAAUAGCAAAAGCUGAAUUUCAUGUAUCAACAUUCCUCAGUUUUAUAUAUCAACAUUCCUCUACAUCACGUUUCAUUUGUGAUAUUAAAUUAUUACUAGUAAUUAAAUCAAAAGCAUU
Messenger RNA from Chelonus insularis, 1271 nucleotides. It is a transcript of the gene wbl, whose product is annotated as endoplasmic reticulum protein 29-like protein wbl. Lineage: Eukaryota; Metazoa; Arthropoda; Insecta; Hymenoptera; Braconidae. The record is from RefSeq and is a predicted model, not a curated record. The transcript is spliced from 3 exons. Bases 269 to 1012 code for a protein of 247 amino acids. Gene Ontology annotation, biological process: protein secretion. Gene Ontology annotation, cellular component: endoplasmic reticulum; endoplasmic reticulum lumen.